This is a messenger RNA of Manis pentadactyla (Chinese pangolin), 2688 nucleotides long. RefSeq names its product serpin family B member 5 (gene SERPINB5). NCBI's taxonomy places the organism in Eukaryota, Metazoa, Chordata, Mammalia, Pholidota, Manidae. Gene Ontology annotation, biological process: negative regulation of endopeptidase activity. The coding region runs from base 228 to 1355 and encodes 375 amino acids. The transcript has 7 exons. Gene Ontology annotation, molecular function: serine-type endopeptidase inhibitor activity. The record is from RefSeq and is a predicted model, not a curated record.
AUCAUGGACAAGCAGCCAAGAGGCAUGAGUAAGAGCUGAGCGUGCAGAAGUGGGAGGGUCAGAGGAGGGUGCAGGCUGGGCGUGGCGGCAGUGGGCGUGGUGCUGGGGUUCAGGUAAGCCCCCUGCUUCUGCCUCACAGAGGCUGGCUUCCACAUCUCGAGGGCCUCCUGCGCCGUGCAUCCUCUUCCCUUGCCGUGCGUGCAGCUUAGCUGUAACUCCAGCCCACAAUGGAUGCCCUGCAACUGGCAAAUUCAGCUUUUGCAAUCGACCUGUUCAAGCAACUGUGUGUAAAGGAGCCAGCAGGCAAUGUCCUCUUCUCUCCCAUCUGUCUCUCCACCUCCCUAUCACUUGCUCAAGUAGGUGCCAAAGGUGACACAGCAAAUGAAAUUGGACAGGUCCUUCAUUUUGAAAACGUCAAAGAUGUGCCCUUUGGAUUUCAAACAGUAACAUCGGAUGUAAACAAACUUAGUUCCUUUUACUCACUGAAACUAAUCAAACGGCUCUAUGUAGACAAAUCGCUGAAUCCUUCCACAGAGUUUAUCAGCUCUACGAAGAGACCCUAUGCAAAGGAAAUGGAAACUGUCGACUUCAAAGAUAAAUUGGAAGAAACGAAAGAUCAGAUCAACAGCUCCAUAAAGGAUCUCACAGACGGCCACUUUGAGAACAUUUUAGCUGACAACAGUGUAAAUGAUCAGACCCAAAUCCUUGUGGUUAAUGCCGCCUACUUUGUUGGAAAGUGGAUGAAGAAAUUUCCUGAAUCAGAAACCAAAGAAUGUCCUUUCAGAGUCAACAAGACAGACACCAAACCAGUGCAAAUGAUGAGUACAGAGGCCACAUUCUGUAUGGGCAACAUCGACAGUAUCAAUUGUAAGAUCAUAGAGCUGCCCUUUCAAAAUAAGCACCUCAGCAUGCUCAUCCUGCUACCCAAGGACGUGGAGGAUGGGUCCACGGGUCUGGAGAAGGUUGAAAAGCAACUCAACUCAGAGAUGCUUUCACGGUGGACCAAUGCCAGCACGAUGGCCAAUGCCAAAGUCAAACUCUCGAUCCCCAAAUUUAAGGUGGAAAAGAUGAUCAACCCCAAGGCUAGUCUGCAAAACCUCGGGCUGAGAAAUAUCUUUAAUGAGAAUACAUCUGACUUCUCUGGAAUGUCAGAGACCAAGGGAGUGGCCCUCUCCAAUGUUAUUCACAGAGCGUGCUUAGAAAUAACUGAAGAUGGUGGGGAGUCCAUAGAGGUGCCAGGAUCACGAAUCCUGCAGCACAAGGAUGAGUUCAAUGCCGACCACCCAUUUAUUUACAUCAUCAGGCACAACAAAACCCGCAGCAUCAUUUUCUUUGGCAAGUUCUGUUCUCCAUAAGUGGCAGAACCCAGGUUAAGUCCCACCUGACUUUUCUGCAAAUUCUGCAUCCAGAGAAUCACUUUCUAAAUACGAUAAGUUGUUAUUAUUGCUGGAUCAGGGGGCGGCUGGUACUUGUCCUAUGCAGCCCUCACACUAAGAGGCCCUUCCUUUGCAAUCUUUUCUUUUGUUCCCUUUUCCUCCCUAUAUAAGACCAUGCUUUUAAUGAAAAAACAUCACCUUAGAGGAAAAAUAUGUAUUCAUUUUUUGUCACACUAUCUAGCGUUAUUGGCAGGAGUACAGUCUUCCACAGAGAAAAGUCCUGUAAGGAGGAUCUGGAGGACUUUAUUCCUAGAGUUGGGCCUUCCUUCACUGGGAUACAGAAUGUUCCAGACAUUCUCACUUCCCAGAAAGACUGGAGAAACUGUGGUAUGUGGGAUCUGUUAAACUUUCCUGGCUCCCGUGAAACUUGGGCUCAUAUUCAGGCUUCUGUAGGUCUGCAGCUCCUUAGGCUAAGCCCCACAGGACAAUGGUUUCUUCAAACUCUUGAGAUUUUGGAUUUUAGAAAGAUAAUAUGUUGCACACAGUACCUGUUAUGGAAUUCCACUGAUGGGGUCUAGAACAGCACCUUAAUGUUUCUGCCACACAAUGUAAUCAAACAAAAUGGAUAAAGCUGCUUAGGUAGCCACAGUAUUAGGUUUGGCUGCCAAGUGAGUGUGCCAGCAGCUUAUGAAAAACCUUGUUUCCAGAACUUUCUGAAAACUUGGAAUGUUGGAAAAGGAAAUGCAGACCUAUAGUAGCUGAAGUGCAGUACCUGAAGGGAGGUUCAGAUCUUAUUAGAAAGUCACGUUCGCAUUUGUUAGACUGCUCCACAUGGCCAUUUGGUCGGCCAUCGACCCCUGGCAGGGAAUUCUGACUGGACGAGGUUUUGCAUGUCAGACGACCAGGGACUUAAAAUGCACAGCAACUUCCAUACUAGGCGACAAAAGAAUUUUGUGAGUGUUGAAGGAACUUGUCUCUUUUCUGAUGUGAGAGUGGGAAAGGGAAAGGAGCUUAAUGCCUUUAGAACUUAUAACUAUUAUCUAUGGAGGUGCUUAAGCUGCCUUGACAUGUAUUUAUUUUCAAAGCCCAUGGGUUUAGUGCUAUAGAUGGCUGUUUGGUAACUGACAUUAGUAAUAAUUUUUAAAGGUGUUCUAAUAAGUUAUCUGUGUUGCAAUUUCACAGAUGAAUUCAAGACCAAAAGAGCACAUUUACUCUGGCAUUCACUGUAAAUAGGUUCAACUCUCUUCUUGCUCCGAAGGUUCAGUGUCAAAUUUCUUUUAUGCUAUUGACAAUAAAAUAAUAUUGAGCUACA